CAAUCUUCAGUGGGUUGGCCUUUAUAUUUUUGGGCACCAUGCGGAUUUAAAAAAAAAAAAAUACUUUUUUUAUGAUUCCGUGUCACUGUGUGUAUUUAAUUCGCAGGUAAACUUCUUGCAUGAGGCUUUGAAAAACAGGAAAGGUCUUUAAAAAAGGACUUUUCUUGUGUUUUGCCAGUAAUGGCUAAACGGAUUAUGAGCAGUGAUGACAAUAUCGAAAACUUCCCAGAUGAAGUACUUAGUCACAUAAUCUCGUUCCUUCCAGUUAAAGAUGCGGUUCGGACAUCUAUUCUGUCCAGAAGGUGGAGGUAUCUUUUCACUACCAUUUCUAGCCUAGACUAUGUGUUUGAUCCUUAUGAUGGUAGGGGAGCGGCGCAGUUCAUGAAUAGUGUCAACAGACUAUUUUUCUCCUCUGAGAAGCUGUCUAUAUUAAGAUUUUGUCUCAGGUGCUAUAAAGCUCUCGAGCCAUUGUGUAUUGAUGGGUGGAUACGGGCUCUAAUGUGUCGUAAUGUUCAAGUGCUUGAUAUGGGCAUUAAGGAUGUAGAGUUUGAUGCUCUGCCACUGCCAACUAGUUUGUUUUCAUGUAAGACACUGGUGCUUCUGAAAUUGGAUUUUCCCCUGCGUACUUAUGAUUUUAAAGUCCCUCAAAGGGUUUGUCUGCCAAGUAUUAAGGUUAUUCAUCUUCAGGGAUUUGCGUUUUCAGACAAUGAUUCUAGUGAAAGGCUGUUUUCUAGCUGCCCUACUCUCGAGGAUUUGGUUUUGCAAUCUUGUUGUUUAAGGGUUGGAUGUGACAAUUUCUGUGUUUCUAAUUCUUCACUAAAGAGACUGACCAUUAGGAAUAUGUUGUAUCAGCUUUUGCCAACAAAAGGAGUUCAGUUGGUGAUUAAUGCCCCAAGUCUCUUCUACUUUGAACACACUUUUCCUGAUUUUUACUCAUAUCAAUUUUUAGAUGUACAGUCUCUUACUGAAGCUGUUAUUAGCCAUCGUGGAGAACAUGGUGAUUCUAUGAUUCAUUUAACUGAGGCAACUGAUCUGUUGAAUGGGUUAAAGAAUGUUCGUUCCCUUCAAAUAUCCAGUGAUAUUCUAGUGUAUCUUUGUCAUCAUAGAAUCCUUUUCCCUGAUCUCAGCAAAAUGACUCACUUGAAAAUUCUUCGUGGGGAGUUUGACAUGGCUUACCUGAUUUAUAUACUUCUUGUGUGUCAUUCUAUAGAAACACUUGUUCUUCAGGAUGUCUCAGAUAAAUGUAUUGAUGCCUUUUUCCCACCACUUGAAAAUGUGUGUAUAAUGCCGAAAUUGAGGGAAAUUGAAAUUUUGUCAUUCAGAGGCGAAGAAAGUCCCAUGAAACUCGUCAAGUGGCUUUUGAUCACAGCCUGCGCAUUGGAGAAGUUGACAAUUAGAAUUACUUUAUUGAGACAACAUUCAAAGAUAAUGAAGGAGUUAUUGAUGUUACCAAGGGUCUCAAAGAAAUGCUGCAUUGUGAUUGUCUAGGUGGUAUCUUGAUCUCUCUGAAUUAGCUAUGCUUGUUUCAACUAGAAUUCAUUCUCAUUAUGCAUUCCAUUUGUUGGUCGCAGCAAGUUAUUUUCCAAGAAUUGCUUCGGGCAAUAUGCCCUAUUAUAUUGUGGUUAUUUUUUCUUUCAAUCAAUUUGGAGGAGUGUU
Molecule: messenger RNA, 1656 nt
Organism: Rubroshorea leprosula
Lineage: Eukaryota; Viridiplantae; Streptophyta; Magnoliopsida; Malvales; Dipterocarpaceae
Source: the annotation of a GenBank genome assembly